Glycine soja is the source of this 3774-nucleotide messenger RNA. RefSeq lists its product as uncharacterized. The transcript is spliced from 8 exons. NCBI's taxonomy places the organism in Eukaryota, Viridiplantae, Streptophyta, Magnoliopsida, Fabales, Fabaceae. The record is from RefSeq and is a predicted model, not a curated record. The coding region runs from base 688 to 3417 and encodes 909 amino acids.
UUUUCUUUUUGUGUGGGGUUUAAAGAAACAAAAAUGGUGGGGUUUGUGUCUGAAGUAUGUUAAGCUUCAGGUUAUGAGCAAAGUUUCUCUCUUUUUGUUUUGCUGUGCUUUUGUUAGUUUUCUUUCCCUUUUUGCUUACAAACUCUUGCUGUGUUAAAUUGAGCAUUUUCAUGCUUGUUCUUUGAAAACCAUGGAGUGUGAAUGAUGUUGACUUGGUGGAGGUCUGGUUAGUAAAGUGUUUUUGUAUGGCUUCAUGUGGUAAAUAAGUGUUCAAGGUCAAUGGGAAUUGGGAAGUAUGGUCAUUGAAGAAAAAUAUUCUUGUUUUGAAGAUGCAACUUUAUAAGUUUCUCCUCUUAGGGAUUGCCUCAUUGUGGAAUUUUAUGUUAGAGAACCUCAUAAAGGGCCUUAUUGGUCCAGUUGAUGCUAUUGUUGGCUAAGGUUCUUUCUGAUUUUGUGGCUGUCCUUGGAGAAAGAAGUCCAAGAGAAUCAUGGACUCUUGUGGUUUAUGAAUAUUGUGCCUUAUUCAGAGGUUAAAUCAGGAAGGCGCUACAAAAAAAGGACUUAAACUGGUUUUGUAGACUGAAGAUAUAUGCUAUCAGAAUCCAAAAUCUUUGAGAGAUGUGUCCUGUGAUUUUGCUCGAAGCCUAGCAUCCAGUAGUUCAGGAGUUCUUAUCUAAAGAAGUAUAAAUGUUUGGCAACAAAGUGUUUCUAACUUACAAAAGAAAGCGGCAAUCUCUAAAUAGUAGUUUUAUCCAUGGGAAUUGUAGCAAAAAUUCGGUAUAUGAAGAUGCCCACAAUGACAAGCAAACCGCAGAGAAAUCAUCAGAAAAACAUGAAGAAAAACCAAUGGAUACUACUAGUGAUGGGAAAAGGCCAUGUUUCAAACAGCCAAUUUGUUCAUCAUUGCUUCCACUUCAAAAUAUUUGUGACCCUAAGACAGGAGAGCUUGUAAAUUAUGAUGCAACACAAAUUAGGGCUACUACACAUGAAUCAUCUUCAGCAACAAAUCCAAGUGAGGAUAACAUCAAGAGGGAUGUUAGUGAAUUACCCUUAGUAGAAAAUGCUUCACAGAAUGAUUGUGAUACCCAGAGAAAUUCCUAUGCCGAUGAAAGCUCUGGUAAUGGAUGUGACAACUGUUCUAAUAAUAUUAAUUCCCUUCCAGUUGAAUUGGAUGCUGGCGAUGAUUUAAAUUUAGUCAAAUCAGAAACAUUGAUCAUAAGGGAAUUCAGUUCUGCAUGUGUCAAUAAAUCUCCUGUUUCAAAUAAUUCAGUGGAUGAACCUACUGAUUCACACUCCAAUGUUAAUUUCAAAAACCCAUCUGGAGACAUGGUUUUGCAGACCAACUUGACCAGUCCAAUAAUAACCUUCAAUCGAUGUUACAAAAGAAAAAAGGGUUUGGAGCAGAGCAACUUAUCGCACAAGAAGGAAAGCAUUUCGGCAUUAACCAAAUGGAGUAUGCUUGCAAAUGGCAAUCCAGGUUUGAGCAAUGAGUCAUCUAGUGAGGAAAGUCCAGUAGAUAAUGUACCAGACCUUAAUCAAUCAGUGGGACUUUCAGAAAGAGGGCAGGCAUUGAGUGAAACUCAAGAUGAAACAUCUUGUAGAAGCUGCUCUAUGGUUUUCCAAACAGACCUUAAUCAAUCUGCUGAGCUUUCAGAAAGAGGGGAGCUUUGUCAAACUGAAGAAAAAGUGAAAAUUACUGAUUCUCCAUGCCCCCCUGGAGUUGUUUCUGAAACGUGUAUGACAGACAUGAGAGAGCAACCUUGUCAUGGGGAAGACUCUGUAAAAAAUGCCUCUCAUACAGACAAAACAGGAGAACCGAGCCACAAUUGUUUGAUUCACAAUGAAGACCAACAUAUUCUUAAGGAUUGCCAGGGAGUCUCUAUCAUAGUUGAUUCUAGAGGUCCCUAUCCUGUUGCCACAACCACUGAUCAAGAACUAGAAAAGUCCCUGCUCUUGCCAUGUGAGGCCAUUGAAAAUGUUUCGUGCAAUGACAUAAUGAAAAAAAUUGGAGAACAUCAACCUCAGUUUGACCUUCCUGUUAACUCUGCAGAAGAGAACACUGUUGACUUGAACUUGGGUGCUGAGAAGUAUCCGCUUCAUUUGAGGAUGAGAACUCUUGGUGCCAAAUUGGAGUCAACAAGCAGUAGUUCUGCCAUUGCUGAAGAUCAAGUUUCUGAACUAGACUUUUUAAACUCUAGAAAUACACAGCUGAUAUCAGAAGGAAAGGCUAUAGAUGGUGUUUGCUCAAGUAGUACUCAACCUCAGUUAAUGAUGUCUGAAGAAAGAAUGAAUGUUCAGCAUACAAAAACUGAUCAACCAAAACUCAUGCCAGUGAUUUCUCUUUCUUUGGGUUUGUCUUUACCUAUGGAGCACAAAACUGGAUGCAGUGAUUCAGUUAAUAGUUUGUCGGUAUUGUCUUUGUCAAAUUCAACCACUGAAGCCAGAGAUAUUGUCCAAGAUGGAUUCUGUUGGUCUUCAUCAGUAAACCGGAGAUCAUUGCUUCCCAGGCACCAGGUAGUGCUUGACAACAUUGUACACAGAACAAGAGCUUUAAAUGAAAGAGGAAAUUUUCAAGAAUAUUUGAAGCCACACCCUAUCAUGUGGUCUGAAGAGGAGUUGGAUUUUCUCUGGAUUGGUGUGAGGAGACAUGGUAGGGGCAAUUGGGAUGCCAUGCUAAGGGAUCCGAGAUUGUGGUUUUCACCAUUAAGGGUACCAGGGGACCUUGCCGAGAGGUGGGAGGAUGAACAAUUAAAACUUUUGAAUGAUAUCAGCGUUCCACAGUUCAUGUAUCCAGCAGCGGCGUCAUUGCAAGGAAACUUCUGCUACUUGGAUCCUAAAUCAAGUUUCUGGGAGAGUAACCCCUUGAAGAAAUCUCUUCCCAGAUAUAAUUUUCAAAGUAACACCACUGCACACAGUCAUAGGCCAACUAUUCAUUCCAGAAAGGCCUCUUACAACAAUAUAGACAAGUAUGAAUUAGGAUUUUUCAAUUCUCCAGGAAGCUUGGGCAUUUCUAGGGAAAACUCUUACUCGAACGAUUAUUCCUUUAAUUGUUCGGCUGUGACAAAUAGUUUGCCUCACUGGCUCAGAGAAGCAGUUAACACUCCUCCUAUUCAACCAAAUAUGUCUGCAGCGAUUUCGUUGAGUUCUCAUCCUGAGAUACCAGGAACUUCAGAUCGAUGCUUUAGUGCUGGUAAGUCAUGCUUUGUGCCUCAAAAUUGGUUCAAUGGUUUGACGCCAAAUGAGAUAUACAUGUCAAAUGGGUCUCACUAUUCAACCUAUUCAAGAAGAAAAUAUGGGGUGGUGAAGAUGAACAAGUCUCUGGAACAACGUGUCCACAAACCGGAUAACUUGAUCAUCAUUGAUAGUGACACUUCUUCUGAAGAGACCAUAUCUGAUGAUCACCGUUCCAGCUUGUAGAUCAGAAUAAUGGAUUUGAUGUUGAUGUUGAUAAAAUGAUAACCCUGGUUAAUAACUGUUGUAAGCUGUAGAAAGGUUGUAGGUGAAUGAAUGAUGCAUGGUUUUGUAGAUGAGCAAUCUGUAUAACGUAGAAGAUUAUGUGACCUGCUGCUAAAUGAACAUUUAUUUUAUAUUUAACUUAAUUUUUGGGAUAUUAAAUGCUUGGCAUUUAUUUGAGGAAACGAAAAAAAAUGAAAUGCAAUAGUUUGUUGUCAUGUAUAGGUUGAGAGGAAAAAACAGGUUGAUCUUCUUCUCUUAUUCUACAUCAAUCUAUGAGUUGCAUUUUCAUAAAAAGUGAAAUGCAAUAGUUUGUUGUCA